This is a messenger RNA of Exaiptasia diaphana, 3858 nucleotides long. RefSeq lists its product as uncharacterized. The record is from RefSeq and is a predicted model, not a curated record. Gene Ontology annotation, molecular function: oxidoreductase activity; protein binding. The transcript has 12 exons. NCBI's taxonomy places the organism in Eukaryota, Metazoa, Cnidaria, Anthozoa, Actiniaria, Aiptasiidae. The coding region runs from base 355 to 3510 and encodes 1051 amino acids.
UCGUCUUGAGCUUAGAAGCUAAAAACAUGAUUUUUUACAUGAUAAACUUUUCCCUUCAUUUUUUCCCUUUUUUGCCCUAGUUUCCGGUACUGCUCAAUUUAUUGUAGGAACGCCUGACUGAAAGCGUCUUGCAAAAGGUUCAGUAGAAGGACACGUAUAGUAUCUACAAUGGCUCUUUCAUCUCCUUUGAGUUAUUGUUGCGCCUGGAUUACGAGUGCCAACUAAUAUUUAGGUUGCUAAAGUAGUUCAUUGUCCGUGGAAAGUAUAUUAAUGUAAAUAUUUUGCUACUGGAUAGCUGAGCAUCUGCGGUUCUUGAUCAAUCGGCACAAAUUUUGAUUGAAUGUUCAUUUUAAAAUGGCAAAAGCAGCUUACUUUGUUGUUGCUGUUGUCGUUGGACUCAUUGCAAUUGCUGGUUACUUUAUUGUGCGACAAGAAGGAAGCUUAGAAGAGCUGAAAUCAGACAAAUCUCACAGUAAGCAGGAUGACAUGAGUGCAGAUCAAGACACAACAACAUUACAUGCACAAAGUGAUGAACUUAAUAACAAACCUCCACCAGGACAUUUGAAGAAACUUGGAGAACAUGGUUCRCCAGUAAUCACAAGGCAUUUUGAAGAGAUUGAUUAUACUUUGAAUGGAAAAGACUUUUACUCUCAUUUUAUACGAAAGCGAGUUCCGUUGAUAAUGCGAGGUGCUACCAGAAACUGGCCAGCCUUUCAUCACUGGCAAAAUAAAACAUACUUGAUAGAAAAAUACGGACAGCAGGCUUUCCGUGUAGAAUCCACCAAAAAGUAUGAAGAUGGACCUCCAAUUCAUAAUAUUAUGACAAUGAAAGAYUUUCUUGAUGUUUUUGAACAAAGUGAUGUGUAUCUAGAUUCACCAUUCCCACAGAGCACCAUGAUCAAGGACAUUAUACUCCCGUCUUGCUUACAAUGCAAGGAGCUAAAUUCAAACAUUUCUAGCAUACAUYUGUUGUACAGUAGUGGUGGAACAAGCUCAAAUUUCCAUUACGAUGGCAGUGAAAAUCUUCUUUCUGUACUCUCUGGGACUAAAGAAGUUCUUCUCUCUCACUAUAAUAAUACCAAGUAUUUUAGCAAAAAUGGAGAAAUGUUUGCUAAUGUUGUCUCACCUAUAAAUCCUGAGGCUGUGGAUUUGAUUAAAUUUCCACAUCUUGUUAAUGUAACAUUUUAUAAGGUCACCCUUAAUGCAGGUGAUAUCUUAUACAUACCUGAGGGAUGGUGGCAUCAUGUACGCUCUUUUAAUUCUCCUAACAUUGCMAUUUCAUURUGGUUUGGAAUCUUUAAAGAAAAAGAGAAUGAAACCUUGGACCUGGAGGAUUCACUUGAUGCUGUUCAAAGACUGGAAUCAUUUGGAAAGGCUGUCAAGUCUUCACCAGAAACAAUYGAGUGCAAAUCACAAAAUAGACCAAUCUCAGAGGUYUACUGGCCCAAGCAAAAUGCUGACACUCCUUACUUGGAAGAUCCUGAUAGAUGGACUGUGACUCUUAACACUGGAUACAAGAUGCCAAUGAAGGGGUUUGGAGCUGCCUUUCUUAAAAAUGCUAAAGAUACCAUCCUAACUGCACUCAAGGAAGGCUAUAGGAUGAUUGACUCAGCCCAAGCACACAUGUAUGAUGAGAAAGCAGCAGGAGAUGCAUUGAAAGAAAGUGGUAUCCCACGUGAAGAUGUUUUCCUUAUUUCCAAAGUUCAUCCCAAGAACAUGGGUUAUCAUGAUACAAUCAGAACUGUUGAAGAAUCACUUGCAAAUUUCCAGGUGUCGUAUAUUGAUUUGAUGUUGAUUCAUGCUCCUGAUUGUGAUGAUGAUCCUGAAUUCCUUGGCUGUCGUGCUGGAGAGCCUAGAGGAACGUGGAGAGAUUGCUGGAGGGCAUUGGAGACUCUUGUUGACAGUGGCAAAAUCCGCAGUAUUGGGGUAUCCAACUUUGACGUUGAUCUYAUGAAAGAGUUGAACAAACUAGCAAGAAUCAAGCCAUCAGUUGUGCAGAACUUCUUCACUCCUUUCUUYCAAGAUAAAGACACAAGAAAACUAUGCAAAGAAAAUAACAUCCAAUAUAUGGGAUUUAGCACUCUUGGUUCUCAAUACACUUAUGAUUAUGGGUUUAAUGAAAACCCUGUCAUGAAUGAUAAAGGGAUCAUCAAAAUUGCACAGACAUUUGAUGCAUCAGUUCCCCAGGUUGUSCUGAAGUGGGCACUGGAGAAUGAUGUUGCAGUAAUCCCCAGGUCCAACACUCCAAACCACAUCAAUACCAACUUUAACCUUCAUCAUAUCUUCCUAAGUGAAAAGGACAUGAAAUAUUUUGAUGAACUAGAUGGGAAAUUCAGUGAAGAUGCUAACGACACUAGUGAUGAAGCAAAACCAGAAGAACAAGUGAAACCGGAACGGGKUAAAACAGACUUGAAGGCACCAGUUAGAGACAAAGAAAUCAUCGAUAAAGUCGUGCUUGAGAAAAAGGUGAAUCCAGAUGACGCAACACUUUACGUCAGCUCAGACGAUCAGUGGAUUUAUGCCAUUGACGCAGUGUCUGGAAAUCUGAUGUGGAAGUAUGGGACUGGAGAGGAUGGAGGGUCCAGAUGCGCGUUCAGUCCAGAUGAAACGRCAUUGUACUGUGGUACCGAUGACAAACAUAUGCGYGCUUUUAAUCGUUUAGAUGGUACCCUUUUAUGGAAGUAUGCAGUUGAUAAGGCCAUUGUAUCGUCUACUCGUGUGRGGACUGAUGGGACAUUAUAUUUUGGUUGUUUGGAUGGCUUUAUGUAUGCUCUCAAACCAGAUGGCUCUCUGAAAUGGCGAACAGACUUAAAGGAGCAGAUAUGGUCUUCACCAGUUCUYAAGGAUGGUGGACGUGUACUGUUUGUUGGGUCAAUGACGGAAGAUUCUCCCAACGUGUAUGCUUUGAACGGUGAUAGUGGUGAAAUCAUAUGGCARUAUAAAACAUCGGGACCAGUGUUCUCUUCUCCUGCGCUAAGCGAAGAUGAAAAAGUCAUGUACAUAUGUUCUUUCGACGGAAACUGUUACGCUUUUGAUAGUGACAGUGGCAAGGUUUUGUGGACUUUUGAAGGUGAUUCAGCAUUCCAGUCGUCGCCUGUUGUAAGUCAUUCAUAUCAACAGUUUUACGUGGCCUCAACUACUGGGACGGUAUAUGCUGUUAAUGUCAUCAACGGAUCACUUGUCUGGGCACACCAAUCAAAAGGAGAGUUCUUCUCUUCGGCCUUCCCCUCUGACAACGGCAAUGUCUAUAUUGGUUCUGGGGAUGGAGAAGUGUUAGCUCUUACCCAAAAUAAAGGUGAACUUCGCUGGAGAUUUGAGACUCAAACCACCGAUACUUUGUACUCCACUCCAAGAAUGACCAAAGAUGGAGUCCUGUACAUUGGUGGGAUUGAUGGGUAUUUGUAUGCGCUCAACUCUGAUACUGGAGAUGUAGUGUGGAAGUUCAAAACGAAUGGUCCUCUAGUCGGAACAGUUCGUAUUCCGCUAAAACACGAUAAACCAAUAGUUUAAACAAAAAGUCAUUGAAGAUUAGUUCUUGGUCGACAAAGUCUUUCAGAGUGAAAAGUCGGACGAUUGUUUUAAAGCCAAUUCUGAAAAAACAAGCUUAAUUACACAUGAGAUUUCAUUAUUUAGUGACCUUCAUGGCAACAAAAUCGAUAACGAUGAUAGUGAUGAGACCUCUUUAUCUUCCUUUUACGGACACUUCACUUUGAGUUGGAACGUCAAAUUAUUGGUUUUAACUUAAUAAGUAAAAUCUCUUAUAUAUUUUAGUUAAGAAUAUUAAAUAUAUCUAAAAUUAGUUUUGAUAAAGAUAAAAAAUGUCAAUCAGAGAAAAUAAACUAUUGCUAUUCUCAUUAA